AUGGCGGGAGAAUUACGGCGUCCUGAGCACACGCUAAAGUGGGAAAACUUAAAGAAGUCGGCAAGGAAACGCAAUGCAUUGAUAAGACAAAAUAAUUUAAAGACCGGUGGUGGAAAAAUGUACAUCCCUACUGACACAUUUUUCCAUACGAUGGAACCAAUCAUUGAAGCAACCAUUCCAUUCGGAAGUUGGGUUCUCCAAAAUGGCCUUUUUGUAGGCGUCCACAGCUUCUUCAGUAAAGAAACGUCAAAAGCCCUCUGA
This is a messenger RNA of Parnassius apollo (apollo), 261 nucleotides long. Lineage: Eukaryota; Metazoa; Arthropoda; Insecta; Lepidoptera; Papilionidae. The record is from the annotation of a GenBank genome assembly.